CUAAGGUUGAGGUUGCGUGCAACAUUUAUUGACUUCGCUAUUGUUCACCAUUCUUGACGUGGACGGGUCAUCUUGAUUUUUGUUUGACAUAUGCGUGCUUGGUUCAAGUUAAUACGGUAGCAAAAAUCGGAGUGUAGUAGUGGGUCCCGUACCAAUUUGCGCUUUGUUAUAAAUAUGAGCGGCUCAUGCCCACACCGUUGACAACAAAAAUCACGUUUCCAUCCAUCCUGGCGCACAAGAGGAAGCGGAGAGCGCUCUCUCUCUCCCGCCCGCAAUAUCAUGGCGAGAGCACACCUAGCCCUGGUCAGCUUCUUCGCUGCCUCAAUUAUUGGUGCGGCGUCCAAGUCGUUCACCAUCGCCAACAACUGCGAGCACACGGUGUGGCCGGGGAUCCUCUCGAGCGCCGGGUCCGCGGGGGUGGACACCACAGGCUUCGCGCUGGCGCCGGGGGAGUCGCGCGCUCUGAGCGUGCCGUCGGGGUGGUCGGGCCGGCUGUGGGGCCGCACGCUCUGCUCCACCGACGCGGCCACGGGCCGGUUCGCCUGCGUGACCGGCGACUGCGGCUCGGGCAGGCAGGACUGCGGCGGCGGCGGGGCCGCCCCGCCGGCCACGCUGGCCGAGUUCACCAUGGACGGCAGCGGGGGCAUGGACUUCUACGACGUGAGCCUGGUGGACGGGUACAACCUGCCGAUGCUGGUGGCGCCGCAGGGCGCGGCCGCUGCCGCGGGGGGCAGCUGCGUGCCCACCGGCUGCAUGGCGGACCUCAACGGCGCGUGCCCCGCCGACCUGCGCGUGGCGGCUUCGACGACGUCCUCCGGCGGCGGCGGCGUGGCCUGCAAGAGCGCGUGCGAGGCGUUCGGGUCGGCGCAGUACUGCUGCAACGGCGACUACGGGAACCCCAGCACCUGCAAGCCGUCGGCGUACUCGCAGUUCUUCAAGAACGCGUGCCCCCGGGCGUACAGCUACGCCUACGACGACGCCACCUCCACCUUCACCUGCGCCGGCGACACCGCCUACGCCAUCACCUUCUGCCCCAGCACGACCAGCGUCAAGGCGGCCGGAGGUAGCCCGCAGGCGCAAGGAGCCCUGCCGCUGAUGAACGCCACCAUGGUGUACCUCGGCGGCGACCAGGUCGGAUCCGCCACAGCCGCGGCCCGGCUGCCGAGCGGCCUCCUCCACCACGUCGUGGUCCUCGCCGUUGUGUCCCUCGCGCUAGCAGGGGCUCUGUACUGAUGGUGAGCCCCACUGCACAGUGACGACGCGACGCCACGCGGGAGACAAUCGUGCUCCUACAGAUCGAAGAACAAAAAUUGCAGGACAGAAACGAGAAAUGGACGCAUCACCUGCCUGCCGGUGUGGACGGCGGUGGUCCUCGCGGUCCAGCGAGCCCCGACGACGGUGUGAUUAUUCACCCGUGCCGAGAGAGACGUGUGUAGCGGCGAUGCAGAUUUGAUUGAAGACAUUAUUGUGCGUUUUCUUAGAUAUUUAUUAAUUACACGAUAAUACAAACAUGUAUUUUUAUAGCAGUUGAGCUCUUUUGUUUGUGUAAAGGCUAGACAUCCUCUUUUUCUUCCAUUUUCUAUAUAUAAGUCAGUGGUUACGAUAAUAAUAAGGAUACUAGGUAUAUGCC
Zea mays is the source of this 1630-nucleotide messenger RNA. Its product is annotated as thaumatin-like protein 1b. The record is from RefSeq and is a predicted model, not a curated record. The transcript has 3 exons. The coding region runs from base 280 to 1233 and encodes 317 amino acids. Lineage: Eukaryota; Viridiplantae; Streptophyta; Magnoliopsida; Poales; Poaceae.